GGCGCCCCGGUCUCCCCGGAAGUGCGUGCGGCAGCUCCGCCCCUAGGCUCCGAGCAGAGGUGGAAGCUGGUGCGGGGUGCUGGAGGUGAAGCUCCAGCGAGUCCUGGAUCCUCUGAGGAAGGCGAUGGAGAGGGCCCUGGCAAUGGAGUCCAAGGAGAAGGACAGCACCGCGGCGUGGAAGAACAAGGUAAAGCGACGGAGAGAGAGAAUCAAGUCUGAGUGCAAGAAGCUGCGUCGCUUUGUGAGCGAGGAGGAGCAGCGGCUUCUGCAGAGACUGAAGGAGGAGGAGAGCGAGACUCUGCGGAGCCUGAAGGCGAACGUAGCCCAACUCUCCCGGCAAAGCUCCUCUCUGUGCACGCUGAUCUCGGAAAUAAAGGAAAAGAGCCGGCAGACACCUGCUGAGCUGCUGAAGGUGAGCGUGUGCUGCUGAUCCGGCCCCUCAAUGCUGCUGCCGUCUGGCA
Molecule: messenger RNA, 461 nt
Organism: Alligator mississippiensis (American alligator)
Lineage: Eukaryota; Metazoa; Chordata; Crocodylia; Alligatoridae
Product: E3 ubiquitin-protein ligase TRIM17-like
Exons: 3
Coding region: 125-430 (101 amino acids)
Source: RefSeq, a predicted model, not a curated record